CCCCUGUCCCGGGUUUCCACACUUGCUGUCUCAUCACCCUGGUGGGGAAAGGCGGGACUAGGGCCUGGCUGCAGCGGCCUCAGCACUGACCAGCCGCCGCGCCACUGCCCUGCGCUCUCCCCCGCCCCCGGUGCCGCUCGAUUGCCCAGGAAACCGAAACUCGCCGCAUCCCUCCCCGGGCAGCCGCAGCAGCGCUGCGCUCCCCCGGCGGGCGGCGCCUCGGUGCCCGGCCGAGCGGCACCGCCUCAGGCCGCCGGCGCGCUGGCGUAGGCGGAGAGCGGCUGGGGCAGGCUCGGCUCCGGCUCCCCAGCGGCAGUGCGGGCUCUGUGCGUGUGUGUGCGCGGCCGCCGGGCGCCCCCCGCCAUGAGGAAGUGCUGCCUCUCCGCGGUGGGGAUCCUGUCCGUGACCCUGCUCAUCGCCAGCGUCUCGCUGCUGGUGGCCCACGUCCUCCAGAGAGCGGUGGACCUGCAGGUGAAAGAGGGAACAGUACUAAAGAAUGGCACAGAAGCCUUUGACCUCUGGGAAGACCCUCCUCCACCAGUCUACAUGCAGUUCUACUUUUUUAACGUGGUCAACCCUCUAGAAGUGGUCAAUGGAGAGACCCCUUUGGUGGAAGAAAUAGGGCCGUACACCUACAGAGAGUACAGGCCAAGAGCGAAUGUUCAUAUUUUGGACAAUGACACCAGAGUCUCUUCUGUGAACCCAAAGACCUAUGUAUUUGAACCUGAGAAGUCUGUUGGAGACCCUGAAGUUGAUCUGAUCAGGACAGUAAAUAUUCCUGCAGUGACUGCAAUGGAAUGGACCAAAUCAACUUCUCUUCGGCUACCCACAGAGAUUCUCCUAAUGUUGUACCAAGAAAACUUGUUUACGACACACACUGUCCACGAAUUACUGUGGGGCUACAAAGACAAACUUUUGUCAGCCCUUCAUGUGUUUCAUCCUGAGAUUGAUUCAGAGUUUGGCUUAUUUAAUAAGAUGAAUGGAACGGAUGAUGGUGAAUAUGUUGUUCUCAGUGGGAAAAUGAACUACCUGAACUUCUCGAAGAUCGUGGAGUGGAGAGGAGAAGAGUCACUGAACUGGUGGACCACAGAGUCAUGUAAUAUGAUUAAUGGGACAGAUGGAAGUGCUUUCCACCCAUUGAUAAGCACAGAUGAAACAAUUUAUGUCUUUUCUUCCGAUUUCUGCAGAUCUCUGUAUAUAACCUUUGAUAGCUUUGUGAGUGUGUCUGGAAUCCCUGCCUAUCGGUUUGUGCCCCCUGAAAAGGUGUUUGCCAAUACGUCAGUGAACCCAGACAAUGCAGGAUUCUGUGUGCCAGCAGGAAACUGCCACGGCUCAGGUGUGCUGAACGUCAGCGUCUGCAAGCAGGGUGUCCCGAUCCUUUUAUCGGCCCCACAUUUUUACCAAGCAGACGAGAAGUAUGUUAAGGACAUAAAGGGCAUGCAUCCCAGAAAGGAGGAUCAUGAAACAUUUCUGGACAUCAAUCCUCUGACAGGGAUAGUUGUACAAGCAGCCAAGAGAAUGCAGAUCAAUGUUCUUGUCAGAAAACUAGAUGAAUUUAUUGAAACAGGCAGUGUCAGAACAUUGGUUUUCCCCGUGGUGCAUGUAAACGAGAGUGUUCUGAUUGAUGAAGCAUCUGCCAAAAAACUGAAGAGCGUUCUGUUUGACGCCACAGUUGUAACCAGCAUCCCCUUCAUAAUCAUGGCAUUAGGAAUUAUUUUGGGGAUUUGUUUCAUUGUGCUCGUAUGCAGGCCCCCUGGAACAAAGGAAGAGGUUAGAGAAGUGUUAAUAGAACCAGAGUAAGUGCACCCAAACAAAGCUAUCCAGCCAAUUUAAGAUACAUGAGUUCUGAAGAGGAAAGGGCUCCGCUCAUCAGGACAUCCUAAUCUUCAUUUUUUCCCCUUCCCAUGUGAGCUUGGUGAAUAAACUAUGCAAGUUGAUCUAAUACCGGACACUACCCGGCAUUCAGCGCCGUCUAAAAACCCAUCAUGCUAAUUAUAAUUAUUUGUAGUACAGGGAUGGAAAAAACUAAAAUGCUAGUGAAUGAGGAAACUGUUUUCAGCUGCUAAGUAAGUUUUAAAACCAGAUACUAAAAUGACUUGAGAUCCUGCUUUAUUAACUAGUGUUUAAUAUUCCCAGUGCUGUUGAAAGCCAUAAAAGCUAAGAACCACUAUGUCAGUAAGAUUAUAAUACCCUGAUUCAUGUAUUAGAAUUACGUGGGGUAAUCUUUGUAAUGUGGGCUCCGAAGUCCCUUUUGAAAAUGGAACUUAGGCAUGUUUGAAAAUACUGUCCUGGGUCUAACUUUGUCUUCUGUGUAGAGUACACUUGGCUUCUUAUUAACAGAGUGUAAAUAGAUCGUUUUACUAGUUACCCAUCAUGCCUUUCACCUCCAAAAUUGUUUUGUGAAUCUAAGCCAAACUGGUAAGUGAGGCCUAUUUAAUCAUAUCUAGUUUUCAGUUAAGAAGCCAAGUACUUCAUAGCACAUUUUCGUACAGCACCUUGAUAUGUCCCAGUAUUGUUUGAAAUCCCAUUGUGUGGUAUUAAUACAAUGCCCUGGCAAGUUUUUAAUUUUUAAUUAUUUUUUACACUGGAAUACAAAGGGUUGGUUAGCUGAGGGUACAAUAGAGCAUUCUCCUUUUUCCUGUGUCAGUGUCUCACAAAUAUCUAUUCUGUGGAGCACUGUACAGGCAGACGCUGCAAGGGUAUUUGUAAUUGCAUUAAACAUUUAGGAAACCUACAGACCUUGUGUAUUGAGGAAUGUUUGGAACAUAAAGGAAAGCAGCAUAAACUUUUUUUUUUUUUUUAAAUACUGGUAGUUUAAAAUGUUGUAAGGGUACCUGUUUCCUCUCAGUGAGGAAGAGCAUUCUCACAAAUCUAUUUCCAUCAAAUAAAGUCAGUGAAAAAUGGAGACAUACUUUUUGGAUUGACUGAACACUCACACGUAGGAUGUUAGCCUAUCAAUUGUUCAGCAACCCAGACCAUUUUGGGCUGUCCCAGUCAGAAAAGUUCUACUAUUAUUAUUUAUUAUCUGUAUUACUGUAGCACCAAGGAGCCCAAGUCCUGGACCAGAGCCCCACUGUGCUGUGGUCUAUAGAUUUGUACCAAUUACAGAAAGCUAGAGAUACUGGCAUUUCACCAGGCUGACUUCUUCAGCCGACUGGCUCCUCUCCUGUGCAAGCCAAAACCAACCAAAUAAUACUCAUCCAGAUUCAGGCAUCUGCCGUGCUGCCUGGCUGAAGAUAAGAGCUCCUGUACAUAAUGUGUGUUCCCAAUGAGUGAGAGACUCAGGCUAGCCAACGACAGCCAUUCAUCUCAAGGGAUUUGCUCUGCAGGAAAGUCUCCAUUUAACCUCAUGAGAGGAAACUGUCCAGCCGUCAUCUGCCCUGUGAUUGGCCAGGAUGAAAAUAAUGCCAUGUGAAAACCCUUGUGGGUGAGAGGCUUUGGAACUCUGCCCUACCUUUACCCCGAAUGUUAUUCUGCGGGAGGGGAGACUCUUCCUUUGCCACUUUAUGUAGAUUCCAGUUGCAGAUACCCUCUUCUCCAUCACCCCAGUCUUUGAGUCUCAGGGGCCCUUUAUUUCUUUCCUUGGCUGACCUCUGGAAUAAACCUGCCAGCUAAGGAAAAGCCCAAUAGCUUUGGCUCAGGGUCCCUUUUAAAUUCUUCCUUGUAUUCAGAAAGGGGCAGCUACAGAAUGCCCAGUGCUGCUGGUAAAAGGCUGCAGCCCUCUCAGAUUAAGGGCCAGCCGUCCUUAGCUGGGGCAACUGAGUCAGUAGCUGCACAGCCCGUGUUCUGCGAGUGAGCCAUUUGCCUUUUGCAGUGCAUGAUGCUAAAUCAGGAACUCCAGAUCACCUUUCUGUCUCAGUCUUUAUGUUGUACAGGUCAGAUCAUUGUAUGAUCCACAUUGAAAUCUAGCACCUUGUGUAAAAGAGCUAUCUGUGCACAACAACGGUAACCUACAAAUCAUCUACAAAGCCUCGGGUAUUUUCUGAGGAAGUCAUUUUGAAAGCAUUAUUCCUGAUAAAAUAACAAGGCCUCACAGGGUGAAAUUCAUCCUAGCGCAGAGGACCAGCAGAGAGACUACGCACUGUUUAAGCCCUGCUGCAAAAUACCAGUCCUCAUUCCACUGUCCAGACCAAGUAGUCGUGGACUCAGCUGAGAAGUCAGGAACAGGUUUUGUCCCAAGGAUCCUCUGCAGUGGGGUGAAUUUAACCCCAACAUAUCCAUUUUAAAAUGUUACAUUCUGCUUAUUGGGUCAGAUCCUCAGCUGAUGUAAAUCAAUGGAGUGCCAUCAAAGUCAGUGAUACUGUGCCAAUUUUACACCUAUUCAGGAUCUGGCUCAUUAUUCCUGUCCGUUUAUUGAUUAAUUUAGCUGAACUCUUCAAAUGUCUGAAUGACUGUGUCUAGAUGUUUGUGUAUAUGCUACAGCAGAUUAAGCUGCUGCUUGGUUUUGUUACUUCAUUGCUUCAAUGUUUCCAUUCUCUACCUUGCCCUGAAGAAUUCCCCCCCCUCCCCCCCAAGGAACAUCUGUUUCUUAAAUCUCCACUAGACCCUAGGGAAGAGGUCGUAUCUGUCUAAUAUAGAGGAAAGGUGGUUAUUUUAAUAAUAAACGUUUCCAUUUUAUUUUUUGCAUGCUCCUGCUGUUAUGUCCAUUCCUGUACAGCUGUCCUGUUUCGCUGCGCCUUCUAAUUUCCAAUGUGCAGUUGGAAAUCAGUUAAAUGUCGUGCAAAGUGACUUUCAUCAGGUUUUAAAACAUGUGCAUGUCCGUUAGAGGUGAGCACUGUGGGCAAAAUGCCAACAAAAUCACAUUCAGUUGUACUUUAUAGACACUGGCUUUUAGUCCAUGGAACUUUAGUCUUUCUGGAACUUCUCAGCUACUAACUCACAUGUAAGAAUUAUAGUAUAGACUGUGUUACAAGCGGGAUGUUCCAAAACUCUCCGCAGUGGCCUAACGCUGCUCCCACUGUCGUCAAUGGGAGCAGGCGUAGGCCAUCACCAAACACAUUUUAAAAUCCCGUAUUUUACAGAUACAAAUAGACGCAUAGAUAUUAAGCAGUUUGGAGAAGGGUGUGUGCAUUUCUACGUAAGGCAAGAGCAAAAAUGACUACAGAGUUAAAAGCUAAACCCCAUUCAAGCAGGAUGCAUGAUAAAAUUUUAGUGUUUUAUUUCCUUUUAGUUUUGUGAAACCGGUACAUUGCAGUUUGAUGCCUCUUACUGGAGCAUUCCACCUCUCUCAAUCCAGCACAUACAAAAAGUCAAAUAUACCCGUGGGAGAGCCAUUUUAUGGGAUGCCAGACCUUCCAGCUGUGUGUUAUAAAGGGUUAUUGAUGAUCAGUAUAUUUGAUAUGCAGGGGCAGUUAUCCUUGACAGGCCUGUGCAUUGUUUCUUUGUAAACUGCUCUGGGUACCUUAAAAAUCCAGAAUCCCAUUUGUUCAUCUUUCUCAGCUGUUAACUUGUAAAGAAACACUACAAAGAAUAUCAUUCUCCUCUGGAUAUAUGCAUGCUACUCACAAUAGCAGCCAAUUGUGCUGCCUUUCAGUGUUAGCCUAGUGAUUAGAGCCCAAGGCUGGUUGUCAGGAGACCAGAGUUGUAAUCUGUAGGGUUAUUAACAUUUACCUAUAUACCAUCCAGAGGUGUGGGGAUGAAUUAAUAUUUGUAAAGUGCCAUGGGCUUGAUCCUUCAAAGGACAGCUUACUUCACUGUGAUGAGACACUCAGUAUCUUGCAGAAGUGCUAAUACCUUAUACCAUGACAGUUCCUUAUAUACCCAUUAAUAAGAAUUACUUGUGCCUGCAUCCAGGGAAGAUUAUCCAUCUAUAAUCCUUCUGUUCAGCUGUUCUGUAAAGCACUGUUUGUUUCACACUGUGGAAGUGAUUCCAGGCAGUGUUAGAUACUUUUUUAAUUAUUGAAGACUCACAGGAAAUAAUUGUCAACUGCUAUUUGUUGAUGGAUUUUGUAUUUGUUUUCCUGAGGCUGACUGUUGAAGAGGAGAUACUCAUAGCAAUGAUCAGUAUGUUUGCACACUUGAUUCACUUUCUGUGACUCUAGCAAUUUUUGUUUCCACUAUUAAUGCAGAUCAAGUGGUGCAUUAAUAAAAGUUAAUGUUUCUAUUAAAAA
This is a messenger RNA of Mauremys reevesii (Reeves's turtle), 6110 nucleotides long. It is a transcript of the gene SCARB2, whose product is annotated as scavenger receptor class B member 2. Gene Ontology annotation, molecular function: scavenger receptor activity. The record is from RefSeq and is a predicted model, not a curated record. NCBI's taxonomy places the organism in Eukaryota, Metazoa, Chordata, Testudines, Geoemydidae. Bases 364 to 1800 code for a protein of 478 amino acids. The transcript has 13 exons. Gene Ontology annotation, biological process: protein targeting to lysosome; receptor-mediated endocytosis. Gene Ontology annotation, cellular component: cytoplasm; membrane; lysosome.